GUGAAGCAGUGGACUGCUGGCCGCGGAUUGGCUGCGCUCAGCGGCGGGCUGAGCAACUGGAAUGAGGAGAGCAGUUGGGCCAAGAUGGCGGCCGCUGAGGGCCUCUCCGGCGAUGGUGAUCUGUGGCAGACCUGGCUUCCUAACCACGUCGUGUUCUUGCGACUCCGGGAGGGACUGAAAAACCAGAUACCAGUCGAGGCUGGGACAUCGGCAUCUUCAUCAUUGCCUUCGUCGCCGCCGCAGUUGCUGACGAAAAACCUUGUCUUAGGCCUCAGCGGAGAACUCUUCCUGUGGGACGGAGAAGGCAGCUCUUUCUUAGUGGUUCGCCUUCGGGGCCUCAGCGGCGCGGGUGAGGAGCCCAACUUCUCCCAGUACCAGAAAUUGCUUUGCAUAAAUCCGCCCCUGUUUGAAGUCUAUCAAGUCUUGUUAAGUCCAACACAACAUCAUGUAGCACUUAUAGGAAUAAAAGGACUUAUGGUAUUAGAAUUACCCAAAAGAUGGGGGAAGAAUUCUGAAUUUGAAGGUGGAAAAUCAACAGUGAAUUGUAGUACCACUCCAAUUGCUGAGAGAUUUUUCACCAGUUCUACCUCUCUGACUCUAAAGCAUGCUGCCUGGUAUCCAAGUGAAAUGCUGGAUCCCCACGUGGUGCUGUUAACAUCGGACAACGUAAUAAGAAUUUACUCUCUACGUGAGCCCCAGACACCCACUAAGGUCAUCAUACUUUCAGAAGCAGAAGAAGAAAAUCUAUUACUCAACAAAGGAAGGGCAUACACCGCAUCUCUAGGAGAGACAGCAGUUGCAUUUGACUUUGGGCCACUGACAGCAGUCCCGAAGAAUAUAUUUGGACAGAAAGGCAAAGAUGAAGUAGUGGCAUACCCACUGUACAUCUUAUAUGAGAACGGGGAGACGUUCCUUACAUACGUCAGUCUGUUACACAGCCCUGGGACCUUCGGAAAGCUGUUAGGUCCAUUGCCCAUGCACCCUGCAGCUGAAGAUAACUACGGUUAUGAUGCUUGUGCUAUACUCUGCUUACCCUGUGUCCCCAACAUCCUAGUGAUUGCUACUGAGUCAGGAAUGCUGUAUCACUGUGUUGUGCUGGAAGGGGAAGAAGAAGAUGACCAAACAUCAGAAAAGUCCUGGGAUUGCAGGGCCGAUCUCGUUCCUUCAUUGUAUGUGUUUGAGUGUGUUGAGUUGGAGCUUGCCCUGAAGCUGGCAUCUGGAGACGAUGAGCCCUUUGAUUCUGACUUUUCUUGUCCAAUCAAACUUCACAGAGAUCCCAAGUGUCCCUCCAGAUAUCACUGUACUCAUGAAGCUGGUGUACACAGUGUUGGGCUAACUUGGAUUCAUAAACUUCAUAAAUUUCUUGGAUCAGAUGAAGAAGAUAAGGAUAGUUUACAGGAGCUUGCUACCGAACAGAAAUGCUUCGUAGAACACAUCCUUUGUACGAAGCCAUUGCCGUGCAGGCAGCCAGCUCCGAUUCGAGGAUUCUGGAUUGUCCCUGACAUUCUGGGGCCCACGAUGAUCUGCAUCACCAGCACCUACGAGUGCCUCAUAAGGCCUUUAUUAAGCACAGUCCAUCCAGCUUCUCCUCCCCUCCUUUGUACCCAAGAAGAUGUGGAAGUGGCAGAGUCUCCCCUCCGAAUUCUGGCUGAAUCCCCGGAUUCUUUUCAAAAGCAUAUCAGAAGCAUUUUGCAACGUAGUGUUGCAAAUCCAGCAUUUUUGAAAUCAUCUGAAAAAGAUACAGCCCCUCCUCCCGAGGAAUGUCUUCAGCUCAUCAGCAGAGCCACCCAGGUGUUCAGAGAGCAGUACAUUCUCAAGCAGGACCUGGCAAAGGAGGAGAUUCAGCGAAGGGUCAAAUUACUGUGUGACCAAAAAAAGAAACAACUAGAAGAUCUCAGUUAUUGUCGAGAGGAAAGGAAAAGUCUGCGGGAAGUGGCUGAGCGCUUAGCUGACAAAUAUGAGGAAGCCAAGGAAAAACAAGAAGAUAUCAUGAACAGGAUGAAGAAAGUACUUCACAGUUUUCAUUCUCAGCUCCCAGUUCUCUCUGAUAGUGAGAGAGACAUGAAGAAAGAAUUACAGCUGAUACCUGAUCAACUGCGACAUUUGGGCAAUGUCAUCAAACAGGUUACUAUGAAAAAAGACUAUCAGCAGCGAAAGAUGGAAAAGGUCCUGAGUCCUCAAAAACGCACCAUCACACUCAGUGCCUACCAGCGAAAGUGCAUUCAGUCCGUCCUGAAGGAGGAGGGUGAACACAUAAGACAAAUGGUGAAGCAAAUUAAUGAUAUCCGAAAUCAUAUAAACUUCUGACACCAGCGGGAAUGGAUUUACACCUGAAGUUAACACAAGUGAAGGCUUAAACUCAUAUUGUAAAACAAACAGGUAGCAUUAUCUAAUUUAUAAAGAGGCAUUUUGGAUGAGCUUUGGUGUGGUUGUUCAUCAUUUUUAUAGUUUGUUUUAUAAUUACUGAAUAAAUGCUUUUAUUUAAAAAUCGGAAUGUGCUUUUUAUAUAAGUUCGAGUUGAUGAUUGUAUUCAGCAAGGGCCUAGGAUUUUUUUAAAAAGUCGCCAACGUUCAGCUGCACACUGCCAGGUCUCCAUGAACCCUAAUGAGUUUUCUCCAUAGUUGAACAAGCAAGAAUAAGAGCUGCAUUUUAAAGUAGCAGUACCAGAAAUAGGACUCCAGAGAGGGACAGGACCUUAGGAUUCAAAGGAAAAGGCCACACAAUAUACUAAGCAGCAGCUUUUUUAAUUUGAACACUUUCUUCUUAAGGACACACCUUCAGUACAGUUAGUAAAUGGUUACAUCUGAAAUCUGCUUAGAACUGAGCCCAGGAUCCACAGUUGUAAGGCCACUGCUGGAUCACUUCCUCAAUAGGCAGUAUUACCUUUCAGAGCUAAGUUUGGCUGUGCACUGUGUCCUGAUAUGUGUUACUGAGCGAGUAUGGGGUAAGUAGGACUUCAAAGGGAGAAAGAAACAAAUAACUUGGUAUGCAGCACAUGGUUUUGUCCUCAGUUAAUCUUUUUAGACCUGCCAAUAUGAGUUCUGAAAGGUAAUACCGUACCUGCCUAGAAAUGGCUGAGUGACUGCCAAUUAAAAGCCACAUGGUAAGGUAGGUUACAGGUAAGAGGUAAAUCAGGUUAGACAUGCGUGAGAACGUGUGUACAGACUGAAUACAAGCACAGGAACACUCGUGAAACCCAUGGUCUUUUCUUUUGUCCAGACAGGCUAAAUCCUACCUUCUAAAUCAGUUUCCCAUUAAUAGAGAAAACCCAGUUUAAAGUGUUUCCUACCAGGAUAGUGUCACAGUGGUUUGUUUCAUACCAGAAGUAGAUUGUUAACAAAACCUAGAAUCUCACUUUGGGUUUUCCUAGGAUAUUUUUCAACAAAGUGGGUUCUAACAGUUUGCGUCUGCCAUGGUCGAGACCACGGUGCUCUGAUCAUGAUUUUAUUGGCCCAGGACCAUCUUAAAGAGAAAAACAUCUGCAGGGUCUCAGGGCGCUGUAGUUCAGUUCAGGAAGGUUAUGAAUUACCCAUCCUGACUUACAUCCUGACGGUGCCAGUUUUGGUAAUCUCAAACAAAUUAACUCAGGAUUUAUUCAAAGGACCGGUCUUAUGUAAUCUAAACUGAUUGCGUUUUGGAAUUAAUAAAAUUCCCUGUAACUCAGUGAGGAUGUAUGUAUGUUUGCUUUAAACCAAAUAGCACUUUAUACAAAGGGACUUGAAACCAAUUAAAAUGUUUCAUGCAUGGCAAGCCGAUAGCACUAUUUCCAUAAUUAGUAUUUACCUUUAAAUUCAUAAUCAUGAAUGCAAGACUACAACAAUAACCCAAGGAAUGAGGUAUGUAGUCCUUACCUUGUCCCAUGGAAGACACAAGUAAAGAUCUUUAGGGCUAGUCCAUAAUGACUUCAUUUAUAACGGACAAUUCACUUUAUAAACUGUAAGUUAGUGGCUUUUAGUGAGCCAAACAAUCUACUUAAUCCACUUAAUUCCCCAUAAGGUCCCUUCAAGUGCCCUGCUGUUUUAUAACACCAAUCACAAAAAUUAUUUGAAAACAGUUUUACUUUUGAGCCAUGUGUAUGAUGAGUUAACAGUGUACCUCCCACUGGCUAAUAGUAUGGCAGCAGGUAAACAGCAAACAGGAAUCCAUUCUUUGUGCUUUCUGCACCACUUCCUAAGGCCUCGGCAAAGGCGGCCUGUUCACUGAUGCUUAUUCCACAUGGGAAAGGAAUCUAACCUCACAGAAAUGACAAAGCAGAUUUCCAAACUUAUGAAGUUGGGUUUUCCCCAACUUCAUAAGCAUUAUCACACUCCAGAUCUAAAUUAUAAAAGUAAAAUACAAAAUAGGUAUGUCAAACGUGGUUAUCACCAUUUUUAUAUUUGACACUUUUGAAACAAACAUUACCUGGCCCACUGAUUUGAGUUAAAAAUAAGCAGCAGAUUUAUAAAUUUAUAAAUACUAGAUGUCAGCAUAGCUUGCUUUGUUAUUAUUUUUCCACUGAUCCAAUAACUAAAACAGUUUUCAAAGAAGUAGCUGGUACCAGUUCAGCUUGAUCCUGGUACCUGUGGGCCCACGAAAUUCAUCCAGGCAGCAGAAAAAGUGCUUCCAAACAGUUUCUUGUGCUUUUCCUUUAACCUCAACUUUCAAUACAUAUAGCCCCAGCCAAGUUUUCAAAUUCUCAUAAUUCAUUUCUUGAAUUGAUUUUGUUUGCCACCGUCUUAUGGUUCUCAGGCAAGUUUCAGUAGCAUUUAAGGUCCUCCAACACAAGAUAAAAUGGUUAAAAAAAAAAGCACUGAGCUAGGAAUUACAGUCACUAGCCAAUGGCCUGCUCUCAAAUUUCGUAUUUUAAUAUAAAAUAUUCAUACAGCAUAUUACACCUGUCUGCUAACUGAAUACUA
Messenger RNA from Hipposideros armiger (great roundleaf bat), 4895 nucleotides. RefSeq names its product nucleoporin 88 (gene NUP88). Gene Ontology annotation, biological process: ribosomal large subunit export from nucleus; mRNA export from nucleus; protein import into nucleus. The transcript is spliced from 17 exons. Gene Ontology annotation, cellular component: nuclear pore. The coding region runs from base 85 to 2307 and encodes 740 amino acids. Gene Ontology annotation, molecular function: structural constituent of nuclear pore. Lineage: Eukaryota; Metazoa; Chordata; Mammalia; Chiroptera; Hipposideridae. The record is from RefSeq and is a predicted model, not a curated record.